AUGCGCAAUACAACACACUUCAACGGUCUUGUUCAAGUUACCACUGCUUUACUCAGUUUUGUCGCGCUUUCAAGGGCUUUUAGCAAAUUGAGUUAUUUGCCCCAUCCCAACCCGAUAAAGUCUUUCUGGCUGCACCCGCCAUCGGCGAACCCAUUGCGUGAAUCAGGGAGCGCAGGCGAGCUGACUUCGGGCGCUGAUGUCUGCAUUAUUGGGAGUGGUCUUACAGGUGUCGGUACCGCCUGGCAUCUGGUCAACCAGCUUGGGUCAGGGGAAGCAGAGACAAAGAAGAAGAUCGUGGUGUUGGAUGCCCGAGAGUUCUGUUCAGGAGCUACCGGUCGGAAUGGUGGACACCUGACGCCGGCUGUCUUCUCUGGCUUUCGUGAGCAAGAGCGAUUACAUGGAACAGAUGAAGCACGAAGAUCGCAUCAUAUCGAGCGACACACCUCGAAUGCUCUCCUCAAAUUUAUCAAGGACAACAGCCUAGAGUCGGAUGUCGACCUUUUUGAAGGCGGCCAUCUGGGUGUGUUCCGCGGCGCAGAUGAAGAGGCUGCUGGCAAGGCCGAUUGGGAAGCUGCGAGGAAAGCAGGGGUGGACAUGGGUGGACCAGACGGGGAAGGGGAUGUUCGGUGGAUUGGAACGGAAGAACUCGUGCAGAAAUAUGGGGUAAAUCCCGACCUCAAUUACACCGCGGUUUGGUUCAAUGCACACAACUUAUGGCCAUCCAAGCUAGUCACCAAGCUCUUCCUAGACGUGCAGAAUCAGAGAGCUGGUGGUGCCGAGGUAGUACUGCACACCAAGACGCCCGUGACGAGCAUUUCAAAACUCGAUGCCGAACGAUGGAGCUUGCACACCCCACGAGGCGACAUUGCUUGCAAUUACGUCGUUCAUGCCACGAACGCUUACACCGGCCACCUUCUCCCUUUCCUCAGAGGGGACAACCUCGACAUCCAGGACAUCACAGACAUCACAGACGUGACCCAAUUCCCUCUUUCCCUGCGACCGCGAGGUUACUAUGGCAUCACGCCAACUCGAGGGCAAAUCGGGGCAGUGCGCGCCUCCGUCGACUCCGAAGGCCUUGGUUGGCACAAUUCAUGGGGUACUGGUGCCAGAGCAUGGCAGUACUGGUUCCCUCGGUACCAAGAUGUCAAGUCUGAUGCAGGUCAUCGUCCGCUUAUCGUUCUCGGUGGUGGCCGAAAUCAGAUGGAGCGGGGCACCACGGAUGAUAGCAUUCUGGACUCGCAAGUGGAGAAGGCGCUGAAAGCGUUUCUGCCUUGGCUCUUCCCGAAGCAGUUCAUAGAGGAGGACGCAGAGGAAGCUUGGGAAAUGGAAUGGACUGGAAUUAUGGGUUAUACGAGCACCGGAGAACCUUUGGUCGGACCCGUUCGACCUCUUGGGCAUCGAUCAAGACUUCCUGCGGAGAACCCGUAUGAAGGCCAAUAUAUCGCUGCUGGCUUCAGUGGGCAUGGAAUGCCACGUACUUUCUCGUGUGCGGAGGCAGUGGCAGGUAUGAUCGCCGCCAAGAUUCGAGGCAAGGAGUGGACGACGCCGGACUGGCUGCCGAGACGAUAUCUAACGUGGGCAACGGAACCAUGA
This is a messenger RNA of Cyclocybe aegerita, 1593 nucleotides long. The record is from the annotation of a GenBank genome assembly. NCBI's taxonomy places the organism in Eukaryota, Fungi, Basidiomycota, Agaricomycetes, Agaricales, Hemipholiotaceae.